Molecule: messenger RNA, 2383 nt
Organism: Cricetulus griseus (Chinese hamster)
Lineage: Eukaryota; Metazoa; Chordata; Mammalia; Rodentia; Cricetidae
Source: RefSeq, a predicted model, not a curated record
UCCCGUCUGUGCCCGGAAGUGCCCGUGGGGACAGAGAUGAACCGGCCGUUAAGUCCCUGACACCGUGUCCCCGGCCUUGAGGGCAGUGGCCUGCUUAGGAACUACCUCAGCCGCCGCGUUCCCGAGCCGCCGUUACCGCCCGGGACGAUGAUGCCCCGCCUGCUGCUGCGCGCCUGGCCCCGCCGCCGGGCGCAUGUUUUGGGAGCCCCAAGUCGGCCCUUGAGUACCAGCUCGGGACCCGACAACGAGUACCUGCAACACAGCAUCGUGCCCACCAUGCACUACCAGGAUAGCCUGCCAAGGCUGCCUAUCCCCAAACUUGAAGACACCAUGAGGAGAUACCUCAGUGCACAGAAGCCUCUCCUGGAUGACAGCCAGUUCAGGAAAACAGAAGAAUUUUGUAAGAGUUUUGAAAAUGGCAUCGGGAAGGAACUGCAUGAGCACCUGCUUGCCCAGGACAAGCAGAAUAAGCAUACCAGCUACAUUUCAGGUCCCUGGUUUGAAAUGUAUUUAGCUGCUCGAGACUCCAUUGUUUUAAACUUUAAUCCAUUUAUGGCAUUCAAUCCAGACCCAAAGUCUGAGUAUAAUGACCAGCUCACCCGGACAACCAACAUGACUGUUUCAGCUGUCCGGUUUCUGAAGACACUUCGAGCUGGCCUUCUAGAGCCAGAAGUGUUCCACUUGAAUCCUGCCAAGAGUGAUACCAAUGCCUUCAAAAGAGUCAUACGCUUUGUUCCUUCCUCUCUGUCCUGGUAUGGAGCCUACCUGGUCAAUGCAUAUCCCCUGGAUAUGUCCCAGUAUUUUCGGCUUUUCAAUUCAACUCGUAUACCCAAACCCAGCCGUGACGAACUCUUUACUGAUGCCAAGGCCAGACACCUCCUGGUCCUAAGAAAAGGAAAUUUCUAUGUCUUUGAUGUCCUCGAUCAAGAUGGGAACAUCGUGAAUCCCUCAGAAAUUCAGGCACAUCUAAAUUACAUUCUCUCCGACAGCAGCCCUGUGCCCGAGUUCCCCCUGGCAUAUCUGACCAGUGAGAACCGAGAUGUCUGGGCAGAGCUCAGGCAGAAGCUGGUGCAUAGUGGCAAUGAGGAAGCCCUGAGGAAAGUGGACUCUGCUGUUUUCUGCCUCUGCCUAGAUGACUUCCCAAUGAAGGACAUUGUCCACUUGUCCCACACCAUGCUGCAUGGUGAUGGCACAAACCGCUGGUUUGAUAAGUCCUUUAACCUCAUUGUAGCCAAGGAUGGCACUGCCGCAGUCCACUUUGAGCAUUCGUGGGGGGAUGGUGUAGCGGUGCUUAGGUUUUUCAACGAGGUGUUCAGAGACAGCACUCAGACUCCUGCCAUCACUCCCCAGAGCCAGCCAGCCACUACCAACUCCUCUGUGUCUGUGCAGAAACUCAGCUUUAAGCUGAGCGAUGCUUUAAAGGCUGGCAUCACCACCGCUAAGGAAAAGUUUGAUGCCACCAUGAAAACCCUCACCAUUGACUCCAUUCAGUUUCAGAGAGGUGGCAAGGAAUUCUUGAAGAAACAGAAGCUGAGCCCUGAUGCGGUGGCCCAGCUGGCCUUCCAGAUGGCUUUUCUGCGACAGUAUGACCAGACAGUGGCUACCUAUGAAUCCUGCAGCACUGCCGCCUUCAAGCACGGCCGCACUGAGACGGUCCGACCCGCCUCCAUCUUCACUAAGAGAUGUUCUGAGGCAUUUGUCAAGGAGCCCUCCAAGCACAGUGUGGACGAGCUUCAGCACAUGAUGGCCGAGUGCUCCAAAUACCAUGGCCAGCUGACCAAAGAAGCAGCGAUGGGCCAGGGCUUUGACCGACACUUGUUUGCUCUACACCAUCUGGCAGUAGCCAGAGGGGUCACCCUGCCGGAGCUUUACCUGGAUCCUGCAUACAGGCAGAUAAACCACAACAUCCUGUCUACGAGCACUCUAAACAGCCCAGCAGUGAGUCUUGGCGGCUUUGCCCCUGUGGUCCCUGACGGCUUUGGCAUUGCAUAUGCUGUUCAUGAUGACUGGAUAGGCUGCAACGUCUCCUCCUACACAGGACGCAAUCCCGGCGAGUUUCUCCAAUGUGUCAACAAGUGCUUAGAGGACAUGUUCGACACCUUAGAAGGCAAAGCCAUCAAAACUUAGCUUCUCAGUGGGUGAAAUUCUUCAUCAUGAACAUGGAUGUUCAUGUAGCCUGUAGUUACUAUUCUGUACCUAACAAAACUAGCCCUGAGGUGCUCGACUAGCCAGUGCUUCAGGCAUGAGCAGGAAGAUUCCAGCUAAAGAUAAUGAGAGGUUGCCACUCAAAGCCCUUCGUUCAAGAACUAGGGUUUGGAAAACUAACUCCUAACUCUUGUGUAUUUAUUGUUUAAACAGAAAUAAAACUGCGUUGUUGCUUGGA